AUGGAAAAGGUAGGUAAUUUGGUAAAAAAGCACGUUGGUGACACUUGUACCAAUUGGGACGAAACAAAAACCGAAGAUAUUACUCUCGACGCUAGUAAUAAAAUUCAAAACGAGUAUCCUCAAUUUUUAUAUUCAGUGUAUCAAUACUUUAAUUAUGACGAUUGUAAAUAUGAAGACAGUCAAGCUCUUUCUGUAAAUGUAGGAUACCCAGUUUGUUCUGCAUCAACAAGCCAAUCUAUAAAAUCGGAAAUAGUCGGUGAAAAACUUAAACAAAGUAAAUAUGAUACAACUGAUUGCACGGGAGAUGUCGCUAAAACUGAAGAACUCGAAAUGAAUAAAUGUUUCGAUCGCGGCUUGAAUGAAUAUCAGAUAUUAACCGAGCGCAAAGAAGAUGGGUGCAGUUUAGUCUUUGCACUUUUUUCACUUAUAUUGGUUUUCUUGCUUUAA
Messenger RNA from Entamoeba invadens IP1, 447 nucleotides. RefSeq lists its product as hypothetical. NCBI's taxonomy places the organism in Eukaryota, Evosea, Mastigamoebida, Endamoebidae. The transcript has a single exon. The record is from RefSeq and is a predicted model, not a curated record. The coding region runs from base 1 to 447 and encodes 148 amino acids.